AUGCGGAUACAUCUUAUUCUCCUAUUAACUAUUUUUAACUUUGCAAAUUGCCUCAAUAUUCUAGUAUUCUUAUUGGGAACUAAUCAAUUUGAGCGAAAUAGUUUGGAGUUUCUCGCACAACAAUUGGCUUUAAGACAUCAUAAUGUUAUCACAAUUAAACCUGUCUUGAUUCCCGAAGAACCUCGUUUAGUAAAGCCAAAACUUCAUUUAGUGAGAGAAAAAGUCAUUAAAAAUGUUUUACCAAAGUGAGAAAAAUAUUUGAAAACAAACAAUAAUCGUAAUUUUUCAGAGAACUUUAUCAACCCCUAGAAAGAGCUGUUCCGGAUAUUGCUUGGAGCAAUGAAUAUGACUAUGACUCAUAUUUAGAGCCAUACUACAAAGCACAUAAUGCGAGUUGCUUGAAAAUGCUCAACUCAAAUCUUGUUGAUUCUUUGAAAAAAGAGUCACUCGAUGUUGCUGUUGUAUACUCUGGAAAUCCAUGUUUGACUGCAUUGACUCAUUUGGUUGCAGUUCCAACAAUUUAUUUUGAUAGUGAAGGAUUCAGUGAUGAGACUUUGAUUGCAUCUGGAACUCCUGUAGAUGUUCAAGUUUCUCCAUCAAGUUGUGCUAUUGCCGAAUCAAAAGAUUGUCAAAUCUGCAAUAUUUAUCGUAACUCGAUUUGCUAUCUUCAAGAGAUGAUUGCUCAAUCUGCAAUUCCAUAUUUGAGUUCUUUAGUCUCCAAGAGAUUCCGAGGAAUAGACGAACCAAUUACCAGACUUUUCGCAGAAGAUUACACCAUCAAAAAGAGGUAAUUUUCCACAGUUUUGAAAACUCUCAAUGCCUAAAUUUUCAGAAUCAAGAACUUCCCAAAUGUCAAUACUCUCAAACAACAAAGUGUUGCCUUCUUCGUCAAUUCCGAUCCACUUCUCGAGCCAAGCCGAUCUGUACCUCCAAAUGUUAUCCAUGUUGGUGGAAUGCAUAUUGAUCAUCCAAAACCACUUUUUGCUGUAAGAUUUUUUCUCUGAAAACAAAAACUAAAAAUCGAUUUAUUUUAGCCAUGGAACACUACAAUUGCUGCUGCGGAAUCGGGAAUGAUUAUUGUUUCAUUGGGAACACAAGCUGAACAUUCAAAGAUGUCGAAAUUCCAAGCAAAGACUAUUUUGAACACAUUGUCAAAAUUGACAAAAUAUCGAAUUUAUUGGAGAAUCGGACCAAACAUGAAAUUGGAUGGCAUUGAUAUUGAAAAAAUUCCAAAACACAUCAACCUAACAACAUUUAUUCCUCAAAACGAUCUUCUUGCUCAUCAAGCUUGUCGACUUCUUAUCACAAAUGGUGGAAUGGCAUCAGUUAUGGAAUCUGUUGCAAAUGGUGUUCCAAUUGUUGGUAUUCCAUUAUAUGGAAGUAAUCGAUUCAAUUUACAAAAAGUUGUGAAUAAGGGACUUGGAUUGGUUGUUGAUAAAACUGAGCUCACAGAAAAGACAUUGACUGAAACUAUCAAAAAAGUUUUGGAAACACCAAAAUACAAAACCACAGCAAAAGCAAUGUCGAAGGAAUUCAAAUCUCGUCAAACUUCGCCAUUUGCUGGUGCACUUCAUACAAUUGAUCAUAUUGGAAGACAUCAUUCAUUUGCAUAUUUUCAACCAAAUUAUACUCCAAUUUGGAAACGACAAGACUUCUACAUUUGUCUUCUGAUUGUUCUUCUUCCAAUUUAUUUCAUUCAACGUUUCUUCUCUUCAUUGUUCUCAUUAUUUGCAGGACAGAAAAAGUUGGAAGUCACAAUCAAACCGAAAACCGAAACAAAGAAAAACCGAUAA
Molecule: messenger RNA, 1793 nt
Organism: Caenorhabditis angaria
Lineage: Eukaryota; Metazoa; Nematoda; Chromadorea; Rhabditida; Rhabditidae
Source: the annotation of a GenBank genome assembly